Molecule: messenger RNA, 1746 nt
Organism: Fusarium odoratissimum NRRL 54006
Lineage: Eukaryota; Fungi; Ascomycota; Sordariomycetes; Hypocreales; Nectriaceae
Product: histone H4
Exons: 2
Coding region: 322-630 (102 amino acids)
Biological process (GO): nucleosome assembly
Cellular component (GO): nucleosome
Molecular function (GO): DNA binding; structural constituent of chromatin; protein heterodimerization activity
Source: RefSeq, a predicted model, not a curated record
UUUUUACUGAUUGCCUACACGUAUUUAUUCCUCCCCUUCUCGCCCCUCCCCGCAGCGUUUUUUUCCCUUUCACUCUUCUCACUCCGCAUCUUCAACGCGUCUCAACGUCAUCUACAACAUCGCGAUAACGCGUCACAUUCAUCUCUUUUCAUCAAGACUUUAUCACCUUCAUCUAUCAUCAUGACUGGACGUAAGUACUUAGUUUUCUUUUUUUGAUGCAUUCUUUCGCGUCGAUGCAUGGUCGUCGAUGCUGACCAUGAUGACGCGUUGAUGAAUCGCAUUCAACUCCAAGCUUCACUCGUCAACAUAUGCUAACGCUUCAUGUUAGGUGGCAAGGGCGGCAAGGGUCUCGGCAAGGGCGGUGCCAAGCGUCACCGAAAGAUUUUGCGAGACAACAUUCAAGGAAUCACCAAGCCCGCUAUCCGACGUCUCGCUCGUCGUGGCGGUGUCAAGCGUAUUUCUGCUAUGAUCUACGAGGAGACCCGUGGUGUUCUCAAGACCUUCCUCGAGGGUGUCAUCCGCGACGCUGUCACCUACACUGAGCACGCCAAGCGCAAGACCGUCACCUCCCUCGACGUCGUCUACGCUCUCAAGCGACAGGGACGUACCCUCUAUGGUUUCGGUGGUUAAACAACUUUCUACCUUGAUGGUUCACUCUUUAGAAGGAUUAUUCAGUUGCGCUUGUACGGCACUGGGAUGGAUGUAUUUGACUAAGGCGUUGGGGAAACGGAUAUGAUAUUACCAUAGGCGUCAUGGAAGACGACCUUGCAAAUGAAUACCACAUUGAACAUUGAUCACUUCAUAAUUCUCCAUUACUCCAGGCAUAUACCCUCUCGUGAUUUAUGGCCUGCCCACAUUAUUACAGCUAGUAUAAUAGAGAACUUAGGCACCCGUAUCAAGAUGCGAACAUCAGAUUUACUGUAUUGUAUUAAGUUAAAAGCAUGGUAUCAUAAGAACGAGUAACUUUCCUGUCAACAUUCAAAGGUAUUUCCUCCCAGCUGCCGCUACCCUCGUUCUGAAGACAGGGCUACGCACCUCCAUGUUGGCGCGGUAGAAGGGACUCAUGAUAGCCUUGACCCAAUUCUCAUAAACUUCCGUAAAGAACAUUUUGAUGGCUUCUUCAGUAGCUGGACUUGUGGGAUUAGCCCCGAUGGCAGUUGAUGACCGUGAUGAUGUUCCUGUCGGGAUGAUGGGUUGAUGGAGCAGGAGAAAUUUGACGUUGCCGGCGGUGACGAAGCAUGAUAUGUAGUUGUUGAAGAACUUGUCAAUACACUUGAGAUACCUGUAGAAGAAACAGAGUUUAGUAUUAUGUCGCGUCGUGUCACUUUUCUUUGUAUCGGCCAUGCGCAACCCCUUGCCUGCUUCAAAACCGCCCUCUUCGAACGUGUGGGUACAACUCACAUCUGUCCAUGUGACCACUGGACCUCCUCUGCAAUAUCAAGACUGGAAUGUAAGAUGAACUGGUUCAAAUGGCGGACUUGAUCGCUGAAGCGCGACUGGCCGUCACCGCCCUGUUUAGAGGUGCCAAACUCAUGCUCGAAUAGAGGGUUGUCCUGAGUGCCGACGAUGGCGAAGUAGUAGCUCAUGGUGCUGUGUGUUGCAUCGGCCGCGGUCUAGCAAUAUCCUUUGGUUUCGCUGAGUGGAGGCGAUUUAUUCAAAGCUCUGGAGGCGCCACGUCGAUGCUGUCGAUGCUGUCGCAUACCCUACUUAUAAUGAACAGAAUGAAUGAAUAGACGUCUGCAUUGC